AUGAGACGUCCUGCAACCGCUUCAGGCCUCCUGCGCCUCGUAGCUGGCGUCUUUCUCCUCGUCAUGCUGCUCCACGUCUCUGCGGUCUCGGCCAGUCGUCCUUCGCUCGACAGCCGCCAAGACGACACAGCAUGGCUACCUCGCGGCGCCCCUCAGCAGCGUCUCUACGCGCGGCAAGCUUCCACGCCCACCACAACCUCAGCCACCGCAACCUACUCCGAGCUACCAACAGCAGCCAUCACCAUCGACGGUCAACCACCGCCCACAAGCUCGGGCGACCCGCUGCUCGCCCUCAUGCCCGACUUCGCAUUCAGCAUGCCCGCCCAGAUCGUCGUCGACGGCAUCAACAUCGCGCUCAUCUCCGUACUCCUCAUCCACCUCCUCUUCACCGUCCAAUACCACUUCCCCCUCAGCCGCAAAAACUUCUACCUCCAGAUCUCCAGCUCCGUCAUGCUCCUCCUCAGCCUCAGCGUCACCCUUCACAUCGUCUUGAGCAACCUCGAAGACGAGUCAAAGCGCUACCCCUUCAUGUUCCCCUACAUCGGCAUCCAACUUCCGCCCGGCGACGACUCGUGGACAAAGCUGCAGGAGGUCUUCUUCCUCCUCAUGCGCGCCAUCACCACCGCACUCAUCCACAUCACCCACAUCCAGUUCCUCACCCUCCUCUUCCCCUCCGCUCUCGAGGCUCGCCUCAUCCUCUGGAUGCUCGGCCCCUUGGCCAUCAUCAACUCUGGCAUGGAGUUCACCGGCCUCGCAGACGACUCGGACGCAAAGACAAACGACCUCGGCGACGCCAUCCGCAACAUCUGCAACUCCACCCUCACCCUCCUCUACACCACCGCCCUCCUCAUAUGGGGUCUCCUCGUCAACCGCAGGCGUGCAUGGCGCGCAGGAGGCGGCACCGCCGCUUUCGGCGGCGGCUCCGUUGGUCUCGCACUCAUCAACACCGCCAUCAGCUUCACCGAGAUCAAGUACGACCGUCUCUGGUGGCUCCCCAACGUCUGCUGGACGCUCACCAUCUGGCAGAGCUGGCUCGGCUUCUGGUGGUGGGUCAGCAGCGGCAUGGGCAUCGGCGAGGUCGAAGAUCGCCAGGAGCGCCUCGAGCGCAAGCGCAAGCGCGAGGAGCGUCGGCGUAGAAAGCUCGAAAAGCAGAAGCAGAAGCUCGCUCUCCAAGACACCGCCGCCGACGUCGCAAAUGCAGAGGCACAUAGCUCCCAGUACGACUCCAGCUCCAUCCCCGGUCUCAACGGCUUCCGUCGCAUCAAGGAUCGCCUCGUCGGCGACCCAACCGCGUCCAGCACCCUCACCCGCCGCCUUCGUCGUCAGCCCACAUCGGGUCAGCCGGGCGAUGCGGGCGAUACCCAGCUCGGUGCCGAUCACGCCGACUCCGCCGAUAACAUCGAGCUCAGCCAGAUCCGUGUGGCGUCCACGGACGCAAGGAGAGACUCGCAAGACCAAGACUCUGCCGACGGCCCAGCUCUCACCGAUGUUGCCGUGCACGACGCCCGCGAUGGCGAUGAAGACGACGACGACGACGACGCCGUCGAAGAGCACCAAGAGGAUGCCAAUGCCGCUAUGGACGACGGAAGAACCACGGCUGGCACCGGAUCCGGAUCGAGCGACACCAAUCCGACCGCCUCCUCGGCGCCCGGCUGGGUCUCGACUGCCGCGCAGCGUUUCAUGGACCACCAGCCCAACUUCAUCAAGGCGCGCUUCCGUCGACUUCGCCUCGCGCACAUGGCUGCCGCUCGACGAGCCGCACACGAGCAGUCGGCUCUGCGCGAGCAGGUUCUUAACUCUUCGCGAGUCACGGGUCCCGGCUUGCGCCACAUGAUGUUCGAUCGUCCCGCCUCGUCGCGUACGGGUAUGGACAGCAAUGUCGACAUGGGCGGCCUGCCCGAGCUCUCGGCCGGAGUCGGUCGCUCGGCUUCGCUGGGAACCAGGCCCACUCAGGACGGCAAGACGCUGUCGGCCACCUCGUCACUCCGCGCUUCCAAGGGCGCCAGGAGCCUCGGAGCCGAUGCCGCUUCCAUCCAGCAGAGGCGGGGCUCGGCCCAGGCGCGCAAUUCCAUUUCGCUUCCAGCUCACCGCAACGCCGCGAUGAUCAAUGAGGAUGACGACGACGAUGACGAUUCCAUGUCGACGCGCGGCCAGGGCAGCUCUGCCGAGAGCCAGACGUCGCUCCAUCGAGCCCUGCGUCGCAUCGAUGCCAGGCCGGUCUCGCCUGGCACUUCCUCUAGGCGCGCAUCGGGGCCCCCCGCCGUCUCGACUGCCAGGGCCUCUUCGACUCACACAGCCGCACCCAGAGCCGGCUCGCAAGAACGUCCACGUGCCUCCGAGGGCACGCGUGCGGCGAGUACGACCCGACCUGCAGCGAGAGGCCAGAGAGACGACGAGUGGGAAGACGUCGACGAUCCGGCUUCCGUCCCCGCUCGUCCUGCCAAUACGCAUUCAUCACACCGCUCCACCUCUCGCAGCAGGAGAAACGAUGGCAGCGACGACGAAGAUGGGGAAGACUCGAGCUGGUUCUGGCGAGGAGGAUUGCGCCAGAUGCGUCUGCGCGAUCGCACCACCUACGACUAG
Molecule: messenger RNA, 2583 nt
Organism: Moesziomyces aphidis
Lineage: Eukaryota; Fungi; Basidiomycota; Ustilaginomycetes; Ustilaginales; Ustilaginaceae
Source: the annotation of a GenBank genome assembly